Molecule: messenger RNA, 2138 nt
Organism: Phyllostomus discolor (pale spear-nosed bat)
Lineage: Eukaryota; Metazoa; Chordata; Mammalia; Chiroptera; Phyllostomidae
Gene: TMEM150B
Product: transmembrane protein 150B
Exons: 7
Coding region: 814-1536 (240 amino acids)
Source: RefSeq, a predicted model, not a curated record
GGAGACUGGGGCCAAAACGCCCCAGUACCCGGGGCGGGGAGCCGGAAAGUGGAGGACUGCCAUGGGAGAGAACAUAAAUGGUUCUGCUGGAGGAAACGGUUUCUGGGAAGGCCGUCAGAUGGAGAUGUCAUCGCCAAGGUCUCCCUCCCUCCCACCCACGCCUGCCCUGCUGGCUGGGGAACUCAGACCUAAUCUCAGAUCCACUAGGUCUGAGAAAGAGAGGAAGGGAGAGCACAGUGAGGGGACCGCAAGUUGCGGGAGGAGGCGGAGUCGCCAGGGGCCCCACACCCAGCAGCCUGAACAGAAAGUGCAGUCAGAAAGGGGGUGGGCCUGCAGGCUUGCCUUUUGAACCCGAGGAGGUAGGAGCUGGGAAUGUCGAUAUCUGGGGGCUAGCAAGGAGUGUGUGUGUUCUAGAAGGGCCUGGGGGCUUGGAUUCCUGGGUCCCCCAAGGAGGAAGCCUGGAGAAAGCUGGAGGCUCUGAUUUGUGGGUCCUGGGGAGGAUAAGUGCUGGGGGUUAGCACGUUGAAUCUAUAAAGUGAGAGGAAGGAAGUUGGGGACCCAUGAACUAAGGUGCUGCCUGGCUCGGAGCAGACCAGGAAGUGGAAGUUCGGGGGUGAGGUCCCUAUAAAGUGGUAGUCAGACGGUUAGUGCUUACUGUCCUUCAGGUGUGCAGUCCUGGACUUUGGCUCUUCGGAAAGCUUUUGCCCGCCUCAACCCCACCCCAUCUCCCAGCAUUUCGUCUCUGAACCUCUCACACAGCUGCCGUCAGUCCAGUCCUGGGACUAAGAGAAUUCAAGACCGGCAGAGCCUGGCAUGAGGGGCUACCUCUUCCUGCUACCUGUCUUCCUGGCCAUCUGGGCUGUUGUUAGCAUCUGGACCGUUUUUGCGAUCGCCGUGGCCAACAGGUCUGUGAACCUUACGGAAGGCGUCCCCUAUAUCAGUCUCUGUGGAUCGUACCCCCCUCAGAGCUGCAUCUUCAGCCAGCUGCUAAACAUGGGAGCUGCUAUGGCUGCCUGGAUCUGCAUUCUCCGCUACCACCAGCUCCGGGAUUGGGGCGUCAAAAAGUGGCUUAACCAGGUGAUCCUGUGGUCGGGACUCCUCUGUGCCCUGGGCACCUCCGUGGUGGGCAAUUUCCAGCAAAAGAAUCAGCAGGCCACACACCUGACAGGGGCCUUCUUUGCUUUCUUCGUGGGCCAUGCCUACUUCUGGCUGCAGCUCCUUCUCUCUUGGAGGAUGAAGAAGAGCCUGCCCCAGCCCGGGACCCCUUGGAUCAGGCCACUCCGCUUGGUCCUCUGCAGCCUCUGCACCAUCCUCAUGGUGACCAUGGUCAUCCUCCACACCAGCCGCCGCCGCUCCGCUGCUGCCGUCUGCGAGUGGGCCGUCGCCAUGCUGCUCUUUGCGCUCUUUGGCCUCUUGGCUGUGGACUUUUCCGAGCUACACCACUGCACCCUGUGCCUCCAGUCGGGCCCCAGCGUCAGCCUCGCUCCCACCUCCCCGGUCUCCCCUGAGGCCCAGUCAUCGUCCCAGCUCUUCUGACCUAGGCCUUGCCCUCAGGAGCAGAGGGAAAAAAAGCUGACCCCCCGGAUCCCUCCACAACUCCCCAAGAUGGGGAUGAACCUUUGGGGAUGGGCCUUCGGGGAUAAACUGUCGAGAAUGAACCGUCAGGGAUGAACACUGAAGAACAUGCCCUCUCUGCCCCACCGGGAACCUAGUGCAGUGUGGCAGGGCUGAAACCUGGUCCACUGGCAUCUUUGUGCCUUUCAGCCCCUGCCAUCUGGCACCACCCCCUGCACUCAGGGCCACCCAGGAAGCGAGAGGCCACGGCCAGCCAUCCAUCCCUGAUCAAGGCUAUUUAUUAUUGUUAUUAUUAAUGUUUUGUUGUUGUUGUUUGUUUGUUUUUUUGCCGCUGGCGGAAUCAGAGACAAGGACGCAGGCAGGAUCACGCGAAACCAGAAUUCCUUCCGGAGAGCAAAUCCGUACAGAAGGCUGUGGGGGAGGGGGAGGACCAGGGGAGGGGGGGCCCCAGAAGGGGGGGCUGGGGAUGAUACAAGGACAGAUGGCCCUGUCCGUCCGGAUCUGCUAAGCCACCCCAACCAGACCCCGUCCCUCCCCCACCCCAUCCCGCAGAGAGACUGAUC